Gambusia affinis (western mosquitofish) is the source of this 2105-nucleotide messenger RNA. Its product is annotated as tripartite motif-containing protein 16-like. Lineage: Eukaryota; Metazoa; Chordata; Actinopteri; Cyprinodontiformes; Poeciliidae. Gene Ontology annotation, molecular function: zinc ion binding; protein binding. The transcript has a single exon. The record is from RefSeq and is a predicted model, not a curated record. Bases 28 to 1383 code for a protein of 451 amino acids.
GCCUGUGAUGUCUGCACCAUAAGGAAGAUGAAAGCUGUCAAGUCCUGUCUGGUCUGCUUGGUUUCUUACUGUGAGAAUCACCUCCAACCUCAUUAUGACGUCCCUGGAUUGAAGAAACACAAGCUGGUGAAUCCCUCCAAGAACCUCCAGGAGAACAUCUGCUCUCGUCAUGAUGAGGUGAUGAAGAUCUUCUGUCGUACUGAUCAGCAGGUUAUCUGUUAUCUCUGCACUAUGGAUGAACAUAAAAACCAUGAAACAGUCCCAGCUGCAGCAGAAAGAGCUGAAAAGCAGAAGAAGCUCCAGGAGAGUCGACAACAAAUCCAUCAGAGAAUCCAGGACCAAGAGAAAGAUGUGAAGCUGCUUCAACAGGAGGUGGAGGCCAUCAAUGUCUCUGCUGAUAAAGCAGUGGAGGACAGUGAGAAGAUCUUCACUGAGCUGAUCCGUCUCCUCCAGGAAAGAAGCUCUGAGGUGAAGCAGCAGAUCAGAUCCCAGCAGGAAACUGAAGUGAGUCGAGUCAAAGAUGUUCAGGAGAAGCUGGAGCAGGAGAUCACUGAGCUGAAGAGGAAAGACGCUGAGCUGGAGCAGCUCUCACACACAGAGGAUCACAACCAGUUUCUCCUCAACUACCCCUCACUGCCAGCACUCAGUGAGUCUACACACUCAUCCAGCAUCAACAAACAUCCUCCAUAUUUUGAAGACGUGACAGCAGCUUUAUCAGAGCUCAAAACCAAAGUCUUGGACAUCCUGAAAGAUCCACUAAAAAGAAGUCCACCAACUGCCGCCAAAGUGGAUGUUUUACCACAACCAUCCAAACCAAAGACCAGGGAGGACUUCUUAAAGUAUUCGAGGAAACUCACACUGAACAGAAACACAGCACACAAAUUUCUGGAAUUAUCUGAAGGCAACAGAAAAGUAACAAUGACCAAUGAAAACCAAUAUUAUGAAGAUCAUGAAGACAGAUUCACCAAAAGGUGGCAGGUACUGAGUAAACAACGUCUGGCUGGACGCUGUUAUUGGGAGGUAGAGUGGUCAGGGAGAUCAGUCGAAGUAGCCGUAGCUUAUGAUGACAUAGAAAGAACAGGGGACACAGACGAGAGUGCCUUUGGUUUGAAUGAGAACUCUUGGGCAUUGUCUUGCAAGCCGCAUAUGUAUACAUAUUAUGGUGAUUAUGAUAAAGUGGAUAUUCCUGUCACAUACGCCUAUUCCUCUACAGUAGGAGUGUACCUGGAUCACAGAGCAGGUAUUCUGUCUUUCUACAGCGUCUCUGGGUCUCAGAUGACUCUCCUCCAUGAAGUCAACACCACAUUCACUCAGCUGCUACAUGCUGGGAUUUGGCUUUCACGUUCCAGAGGAAACAGUGCAGAGUUCAUUCAGUUAAAAUAAAAUGAAGCUGAGUGGCUCAGUGUAGAUCUGUUUUAUUCUAGAUUAUCUUAAAAACUUUACAAUUUCAAAUGUUGAGAAGUUAUCAAGUUGUAAAUUACUCUUUUCUUGGUGACUUUUAGAGUAAAGAAUAAUGACAAGUUUUCAAAUAUAAUUCAUUGUUAUAUAUAUUAUAUUUGAUUCUGGAAGAUAAAAUACUGGGGUUGUGAAUCAAUGGUGUGGCAAAUGUAAAUAAAGCUAAACAUAGACAUAAUAUCAUGGCUUUAUUGACAUUUCACAGUAAUUUAGUAAUAAAUUUCCAUCUUGGAGUUGUUGAUAUUAGAACUAUAGAUUUUAUAAUUUUUGUUUUUGUUUUCAAUUUAAAGUCAUAGAAGGGCAUUGUUGUUAUAUUACAAAAUAUAAGCCAUAAUUUUAUAAGUUGUGUGUUUUAUUUGAUGUGAUCAGAUGGUGUAUACCGGUACAUCUGUUAAUUUAAUUUUGUUAAUUUGAAACUGAUUUUUUUUCUUCUUAUUGAUUUGGGUGUUUUUCAGAUUUUAUUAUCCAAAAUUUGGUGCUUGAGUGAAAAUAAAACAUAGUAAAUUGUUGUUUAAAUAACAAAACUAAUGAACAUUUUCUGUGUGACUGUGUUUGUAGUAAUCAGACAUUUUAAAAAAAUAAAGUUUUUUUGCUUUCUGUCAGUGUAAAGUUGAUUGAUUUUAAACUUGUUACAAAAAGUUAUGAUCACA